GGACUUUCUCUGUGGCUUUGACCUAGAAGAGAGUCCUAGUAGCCAUUCUCACUAUCCCAGGAGAGGCUCCCUCCAAUGUCUGGGGCUCCUAUUCUUGCCUGAGUGUGUCUAUGUCUCUCGCUCGCUGUCUCUCUCUCUCUCUCUCUCUCUCUCUCUAUAUAUAUAUAUAUAUAGGCACCUAAUGCUGGUUGGAGAAAUAAAUUGGGUCAUCGCCAACAUAAGAUGUACCAGCCUUGGCUAACACAUAGAGAUUUCUAUUUAUUUAUUUUUUUAAAUCUCAGAGCCUGUAGAAGCUAGAAAUAUAAUGUUUUUUGGCUCUUAGCUGAGAAAUCAAAUUCUGUCAUUGUCUGGGUUAAUUAUUAGAUAAAAAAUCCAAGUCAAACCAUAACAAAUAAUAACCGUGGUAUAUGGAAUAAACUGCCAUCAGUCCCAGUACUGUGUGAAACCUGGAGGUAUAACACAGAAAUUAUAAAUGUAAGCAUUUAUCAACAUCUCCGAACAGUUAUUUUUGUCUUGAACAACAAUCAUUUGUUUGAAAUCACUGUCAUCUAAUGGUCUUGUUUAAGAAACAAUAACUCAAACAUGAUUUUCUUUGGACAUAGCUUUCAAAAAAUAGUUCCCUUUAGAAUUUUUAACUGAGUUUUCAUUUUCAGCUAUCCUGUCCAUUCUCUGAGGAAAUUCCAGGGGAAUGUUACAUUCUAUCCUCUCCUGCCAGGCCCUUCUUUAUAUAUAUAUGCAAAGGGGAAACUUCCCUAGCUUGGAUUGGUUGGGGCACAGGCAGAAGGCUUCUGGGUCCAGCCCCCAUCGGGUGGGCAGAAGCCAUUUUCAGGGGUGCUUGCUAGGUUCUGUGGAAGCCACCAGUAACCCAGUCCUUUCCCAGUUUUCUCCUUUUGAGGGAAGUGAGGGCAGGGGAAAAAAUCAAAAAGCAGGGAAGAGAUUAAGGAAGUUGUCGGCAGAUUCCUAGGAGGGCAUUUCUACCCCCCCCCCAAGUCCUGAACCCCAUGAGCCUGCAUUGACCAGAGUUUUACAGAUCUUACAAACAUCCUCUGGAAAUUCAACCAAAUUGUAUAAAUAGUCUUUUUUCAGCCUCCACAGAAUUGAGGAUUUUAAACCUAAUUCAAGGAUUUUACAAGCCCAACAAAUACAGUUGUAAAAAUGCCAUUGGAAAGAUAUCACAUUUUACAAAAUGAGAUUGAUCAAUGUGCUGUAAAAGUCAACUAUCUCGAAGGCACACCUUUCAAGCAAGGAAAAGCAACCCAGGACAAGCUUUUCUCGUCCUGUCUGGGGAAGGCCAGGCCUGGGACCACGGUAAAAAGCAAUGCAAGCGGUUCCUGGAGCCCUUGAAACAGCUAUUCCUGGUAUUAAAGCAACUGCAGGCGGCAGGCCCCCAACAGUCCCAGGAAAGGCAUGGAAAAGGGUACACUCCAGCAAAGAGCGCGCUGUGGGGAGGCCCCCCAACCAAGCACAUCAGUGAUCUCACAGCCUUGGGACAUCCCAGGUGCCCUCUAUGCCUGGCAGGGCAGGGACCUUGGGUCGCUGUGCCUCUGAAAUGAGGACAGAGAUUCCGCAUCUGGAUCUGUCUCAGCUCUGAGCAGUCCGGGUGUCGGGAGGGAGAGUCCCAAGUGCUGGGAGAGGGGAGCAGGUCCCAUGGCUGGCUUUGGAGCUUAGUCUCAAGGUCACUCCUCUGUAGGUCCCUUUCUUGUUGAAACCAGUGGUUUCUGGCCUCUCAGUUCCUGGGUUCAAAGAUGGGACCCGGACGCACAGCUUGUGGGGUGCUUUGAGGCCACGCAAUCGCUGGCCAUUGGAGGGGAGCCCGUGGGAACUUAAAGGAGACGUGUUGUCUGUGGGAGGAUGGGGCCAGUGGGGGAAGACGUUAGGCCCAUCCUGGUCAGCUGGAGGUGAGCCUUCCGCACCCAGCGGCAGCGAGGCCCAGGCCCUUGGUGGGUGUGGGGAAGGAGAGCAAGAAGGGAUGCACCGAUUCCUAAGGUGCAGGAGUGAGGAGCAGGGCGUGAAGGCCUGGUUUCUCAGACCCCCUUAUUCAACUCCGGAACGCACACCCACCGGUAGGGGGGUGCAGAGGGAGGGGCAAACUCAGGGCCCCGGCGCAAGGGCAGGCCGACGGGGAGCAAAGCCUUCGUUGUCACCGCCCCUCCGGGCGCGGGGCUGUCAGGUUUCCUGUUUGGAAAGAAAAACCGGCAAAAUCGAACUAGGCAAGAAGGGGAGGAGGAAGGAGCGGGUCUGGCGGGGGCCUUUGGUGCGGCCCGGACUCUCGUGCCCCUACCCCGGCCUGAUUCGCACGUCCCUAUCCGGGCUGUGCCCGCCGCUGGCGUUCGGGAGGAGAGCCGGGCCGGCUGGCUGUGCGCGCCCAUUAAUCUGCCGGGCGGGCGGCGGGCGGCGGGUGGCGGGCGGCGGGCGGGCGGGCUGGGGGCUGUUUGUAACUUUGCUGCCUCGGUCGCCGCGGUCCCCGGGGAGCGGGCUCCAGCGCUCGCUCCCAUUGGCCGCCGCCGCGUCAGCUGGUGCGAUUUGCUGCUGUCGCUUUUGGCGUUCGGCCAUCCAGAAACAAACCAGUUCGAUGACUACUAAUAGUUAUAGCCAGAUGUACUAAUACACAACAAAUCACAGUCCUGCAGAGGGGCGCGCAAAUGAGUUCCUAUUUUGUGAAUCCCACUUUCCCCGGGAGCCUGCCCAGCGGCCAGGACUCCUUCUUGGGCCAGCUGCCCCUCUACCCGGCCGGCUAUGACGCGCUGAGGCCCUUCCCGGCCUCGUACGGGGCGUCGAGCCUCCCGGACAAGACGUACACCUCACCUUGUUUCUACCAACAGUCCAACUCGGUCCUGGCCUGCAACCGGGCGUCCUACGAGUACGGGGCCUCGUGCUUCUAUUCUGAUAAGGACCUCAGUGGCGCCUCGCCCUCGGGCAGUGGCAAGCAGAGGGGCCCCGGGGACUACCUGCACUUUUCUCCCGAGCAGCAGUACAAACCCGACAGCAGCAGCGUGCCGGGCAAAGCCCUCCAUGACGAAGGCACCGACCGGAAGUACACGAGUCCUGUUUACCCCUGGAUGCAGCGGAUGAACUCCUGCGUGGGUGCUGUGUAUGGGAGUCACGGGCGCCGAGGCCGCCAGACCUAUACACGCUACCAGACGCUGGAGCUGGAGAAGGAGUUCCACUUCAACCGCUACCUGACGCGGCGCCGCCGCAUCGAGAUCGCCAACGCGCUCUGCCUCACCGAGCGCCAGAUCAAGAUCUGGUUCCAGAACCGCCGCAUGAAGUGGAAAAAGGAAAAUAAACUCAUCAAUUCCACACAGCCCAGCGGGGAGGACGCUGAGGCAAAGGCGGGCGAGUAAACGCCUGGGCAGGGACCAGGCCAGCGCCGCAACCUCCCUCGGCUUUGCCCCUUUGCCUUCGCCUGCUCCCCAACUUUUCUCCCCCGCCUGCUCCCAUCCGGGGGGCUUCUGCAGCUUCAGGGGAGCAGGAGCUUUUCAAACGCCUGAGCAUUUAUUUCUUACCAAAAAAAAAAAAAAAAAAUCUACACACAGCCAAUCCCAGCAGUGGAGCGAGGCGCACUGCACAUACAGUCCCGCUCUCCAAGGCUGCCCUAGUCGGCUCCGGAUCCCAGGGCGCUCCCCGAUUUCGUCCCCGGCUCUUGUGCCAGCGCCUUUGCGUGCCCCUGAGCUCGGGACGCGGGGUUGCUGGAGAGGAAAGAACCUGGGUCGAGCCCUUUUUGGUGUCUGGGCGUUUCCGCCUCGGUCCCUCGCCACCAAGUCGCGGAGGUCACCACAGAAUCGACUCAGGCCACUGGAAAGAGGGGGCCUAAAGGCUGGGGCCCCAGCACUACCGUGGCAUCCCAGGCCGCUCCUAGACAGGAAGAAGCGUGAGGAACAAAGGGGACCCUGAGACAGCCUCCUCUCUCGGCCCCGCGCGCAACCGUCCGUGGAAGAGAAGCCGCCUCAGCCGAGCCGACCUAACCUGGGCGCGAGCGGAACUUUACAGCCCCCGGAGAGACUGGGCUCCCGAAGGCUCCAGCUCCGGAUCCCGGAUCCCCGCCUCCGAUAGUGCCUGCGCUUCUACCACAGUGGCUUUCAGGACCUAAGGAGGCGGCUCAGGACCCUGGGAACGGCAAAAGUCCUGGUUUCCAAAUGUGCCAGGGGUGCCUGCGACGCUCAGCCUCCAGCGGGAAGUACUCCCCAGGCCUUUCGGCUGUGUUUGUGAUUUACUUUCGUCUUUCAGGACCCGGGAAAAUAUCUACGAAGAUACUAGGCACUGCCACGAAAUGUUUCCAUUAGCACCCUCAUCUUACUCCUGGAGGUGUAAGCCAGACCCUAAUAAUUCGGCCCAAGGAUCCCCAGCCUCCCAGCAGCUCCUGUGGCUGCGGGGAGUCUGGGCCCACUCGGUGGGUUCAGCGAGAACCCUCCGACUUGGGGCCCGGCUGCCUCGAGGAAAGGGACCUGGUGGGGAAGAUUCUCCAGAUUGGAUACUUAAAGCAAAUCAAAUAGCGAACUAAUGACACGAAAACCAUAUUUACACGAAAGAAAAAUCGACUCCGGUUAUAAAAGUGUAUGGAAUCUGACCUCGCCUCGGAGAAACACUACACAAAAGCUAUCUUUAAUAGACGCCUGUCAUUUAAGAGCGGCAGGGACGCUGUCCCUCAUGCACUCACA
Messenger RNA from Mustela erminea (ermine), 4658 nucleotides. It is a transcript of the gene HOXA6, whose product is annotated as homeobox A6. Gene Ontology annotation, biological process: regulation of transcription by RNA polymerase II; anterior/posterior pattern specification. NCBI's taxonomy places the organism in Eukaryota, Metazoa, Chordata, Mammalia, Carnivora, Mustelidae. The transcript has 2 exons. Gene Ontology annotation, cellular component: nucleus. Gene Ontology annotation, molecular function: DNA-binding transcription factor activity, RNA polymerase II-specific; RNA polymerase II cis-regulatory region sequence-specific DNA binding. The coding region runs from base 2643 to 3344 and encodes 233 amino acids. The record is from RefSeq and is a predicted model, not a curated record.